Messenger RNA from Chironomus riparius, 481 nucleotides. Lineage: Eukaryota; Metazoa; Arthropoda; Insecta; Diptera; Chironomidae. The record is from the annotation of a GenBank genome assembly.
UUGUAGUAAAUCAUUCAGUCUUAAUAUCAACGUUGAUAAAGCAACUUAAUUAUCCUUAGAAAAAAUUACAAAUUAUCAAAAAACCUAAAAUGGCAUUCAAAUUGUUCGUUGUUUUGUCAGCAAUCUUCGCUGUUUCACUCGCUACAAUCUCUGGAGAUUACGGUUCAGUCGGAGUCCAAACUGAUCAAACCAUCAGAGGAGCAUUGAACACAAUCUCAUCAUACAGCAAGGCUGUCAACACUGCUCACUCACAAUCAUUCGUAUCAAGAAGCGAUUACACAAACAACCCAGGCAUCAUCGCUCACCCACUUGCCUCAGUAGUUGCUGCCCCAGUUGCCGCUGUUGCCCACGCUCCAUACCCAUAUGCUGCCGGUCCUUAUGCUGCCCCAUACGCAGCUCCAUUAGCCUACAAAGCUGCCGGUCCAGUCUUAUAUCACUAAACUCUACAAUCACAUCCAUCAGUAGAAAGUGAAAUGUAAUC